Messenger RNA from Chiloscyllium plagiosum (whitespotted bambooshark), 1130 nucleotides. RefSeq lists its product as uncharacterized. NCBI's taxonomy places the organism in Eukaryota, Metazoa, Chordata, Chondrichthyes, Orectolobiformes, Hemiscylliidae. The record is from RefSeq and is a predicted model, not a curated record.
GCAGAGAGUGGCCGGGGAGUGCGGCUUUCCCGCUCGGGACUGAGCCCCCGGCGCAGUUGCCUGUUGUUGUGGGGAUUGGAAAGCCAUGCUGUAAAGCUUGCCUCAGCCGUUUCCGCUCCCUUUGAUGGCAGGAUGAGCGUGUGUAACGGGACGGCGAUGGGCUUUCUGUCUCGGCUUGUUCCCGCCGUGAACAGGACGGCGAGUUUGCUGCAGAAAACCGCGGGGGCGACCACAUCGGCGGUGGGUUGGCUGGCUCCAGAGGGGGGCGAUUACCAUCCCGCUGGGAAUGUGACCAACUCCACCGGCGGCACGGAGCACCUCUUCCAGUAUUCUUUCUCCGACAACGAAUUGCUGUACAAGGAGUACAAGCCCCCGGCUCGGGACGCCAUCCCUUUACCAAAGGCUGUGCUUUACCUGUUGAUGGCAGCCUUGGUGGUGGUGGCUGUGGCUUACGCUAUUGUUGGACAUCUUAUCAAGGACCUUGUCCACGACUUUGUGGAUUGGUUAUUUGGACCAACUCCAGAUGACAGCAGCAAUAAAAGCGAUCUGAAAUGCAUUUCCAGUAGCUUGAAUGACGUAAAUAGCCAGAACCAUGGAGGAGGUGAAAAACCAGAUGAACUGGUGAUUUUCAUAGAAGAUCAUUUAUAUUUACCUCAGGACACAUAAAAAGUGACUGAACUAUCAAAGCAAGAACACCAUGUCAUAGGAAUACAGGUUAUUCUUCUUUAAUUAACUAAAUCAUCAAGAUAAACUGAAUUCAGCUUUCUGUAUCCCUCCGCAUCUCAAAUACGGAACAAACUUGGACAUGGUAAUGACAAGAGAAAUGUUAAUUUCUGCAUGGCUGCCAUCAGAAUGUUAAUUAUGAUUAAUGAUAUCCGUAGCUUUGGACUUGGUAAUUGAGGAUUUUUUUAUAUUCAAACAUUUUCUUGUCGUUGCUCUUUUUCCCACAUUCAUGUGAUAUACAAAAGCAAUGUAAUUUACUUUCACAAUUAACAAGGGGCCUCCUCCCAAAGGAGUUGCCAUCUCAGGGACUAAUGUCCCUUCAAAAUUUCAACAGGAACAUGAACUGUGUAAAAAAUUAUUCUAAUUGAAUUAGAAUAUAAUUGGUGAUUCACAGGAAUAUGAAAUAU